AUGCCUCUUGGCCUUUAUUUGACUGUCUCAUCAUAUUUUGUGUGGCCAUGUGCAGAGCAAAGUUGUACCCAGGUUUGCGCUUUUGAUAAAUAUGCGCGUACAUGGGGGACGAUUGUCGUCAUUGCUGACGAACAAGUAGCCAAAGUGUAUGAAACAGGCAUUGGGCAGUUUGGGUUUUUCUAUUGUUAUCUGAAAUCCCUUCUUUCUCAUAACGGUUUCAGGCCGAGUUCGCGAAAGCGUUUUAGGGUCAGGGAUCUGAGCACUUCGAUUACAAAAAAUCAAGAUAUCAUAAAAAAAGGAAUAGAUGAAGCCUUAUUUACUGCUACUGAAAGUGGGAUAGUUGAAAUUGUUAUUGAGAUACUAAAAGCUAAUCCUUCUAUCAUCACAACUCGAAACACCCUAUCAAGAGGAAUAAUUGAAUAUGCUAUUGAAUAUCGACAAGAAAAAGUUUUCAGCAUUAUAUAUGCAGUUGGAGAAUGGAAGGGUUUGCUGAUUAAUUCAUUUGACGGCGAUGGAAAUAACACGUUACAUAUGGCAGGAAUGUUAGCACCUGCACACAGACUUGCUCAUAUUUCAAGUCCAGCUUUGCAAAUGCAAAGAGAGCUACAAUGGUAUAAGGAGGUAGAAAGUAUUGUGGAUCCUACAUUAAAACAAUAUGUCAAUGAAGAAGAGUAUACCCCUAGCCAAUUGUUUACAAAAAGCCACAAGGAAUUAAAGGAGGAAGGAGAGAAAUGGAUGAAAGGAAUUGCAACAUCUUCUACAGUCGUAGGUGCUCUUAUUAUUACAAUUAUGUUUACUACCGCAUUUACUGUUCCCGGUGGCAACAUUCAAGAUACUGGAUUUCCAAUAUUUUUACAUAAGAAAGCAUUCAAGGUUUUCAUAGUAGCUGAUGCAAUUUCUCUAUUUGCCUCCUCAACUUCAGUAUUAAUGUUUUUAGGAGUCUUGACUUCACGUUAUGCAGAAGAAGAUUUUCUUGAAUCAUUGCCAAGAAAGAUGAUCAUGGGUCUUUCUACCCUUUUCUUUUCCAUUGCAGCCAUGAUGAUAUCAUUUUGUGCUACUCUCAUAAUAAUGCUAGAUGGAGAUCUGAAACUAAUCAUUCCUAUAAUUUUGUUGGCGAGUAUUCCCAUUACUGUUUUUAUAUUUUUACAGUUUCCUCUACUUGUUGAGAUUUUCGUAUCCACGUAUAGGCCUAGACUCUUUGAUAGAAAAAUGAAGUAUUGGUACUAAGUAGUGUCUUUCGGAU
Messenger RNA from Jatropha curcas, 1243 nucleotides. NCBI's taxonomy places the organism in Eukaryota, Viridiplantae, Streptophyta, Magnoliopsida, Malpighiales, Euphorbiaceae. The record is from RefSeq and is a predicted model, not a curated record.